CACUGACCGAGCAAGUUGUGAAGCAAGUUACAAAGUUGCAAUUGUUAAAGUUGUAGAUAUGGUAAACCCAAGGGAUUAUGCUUCAUCUGACAAUCUUCAAAGAUACAAUGUAUCACAUUUAAUUGACGAAUUUGCUGAUGAUUUAAUAAAAAUGUCCGGAAAAUGUAUGGACAUCGGUUGUGGUCCGGGAGAUAUAACGAAGAAUUUUCUUUUGCCAUUUCUUGAUCCAAAUGCAGUAAUAAUUGGUACGGAUGUUUCGCAAAGCAUGAUCGAAUAUGCAAAUAUGACAUACAGUGAUGAGAAACGACUUGGAUUCGAAAUAUUAGAUAUCCAAACUAAAAAUUUGCCUGAGAAAUAUGUAUCGGAAUUUGACCACAUUUUUUCAUUUCACACUUUGCAUUGGUGUAAAGACAUUCGACAAGUGUUUGAAAACAUUUAUCGCAUGCUUCGACCUGGUGGAACUAUGCUUACAUUAUUUGUAACAUCUCAUGAUACAUUUAAUGUUUUUGAACUAAUGGCACAAGAUAUCCACUUUGCAUCGUACAAGAAAGAUAUAAAAAGAUGUAUUUCGCCGUAUUUUUAUUCAAAAAAUCCUCACAAAGAAGUAAAAGAGUUACUUAAAAAUAUUGGAUUUGAAGUUUCCCAUUGCAGUCAUCGAGAAGCGACAUUUUCCGCUAAAGAUUCAAACAAGUUUUUAUCUGGGAUAAUGUCCAUAUCCGCAUUUUUGGAUAAAAUGCCACAUAAUCUCGCAAAAGAAUUCAAGGAUAAUUACGCACGUGAAUAUAUGAAAAGGAAGAUUAAAUAUACAUCAAUAUGUAAUAAUCAAGAGCAAACAUUUGUAUUAGAUGUAUACAAAGUGUUGAUAGUUUAUGCUCGAAAAGUUAUAUAAUAUUGGAUAUACAGUGGCGUGCAAAAUUUUUGAGCCAAAUUGUUUUUUUAAGAUUUAUUAUAAGAUACUGAAUUGCUCUAAAAAUUAAUCAUGUAAAAUAAUUGACAUA
Molecule: messenger RNA, 998 nt
Organism: Linepithema humile (Argentine ant)
Lineage: Eukaryota; Metazoa; Arthropoda; Insecta; Hymenoptera; Formicidae
Product: juvenile hormone acid O-methyltransferase-like
Source: RefSeq, a predicted model, not a curated record